This is a messenger RNA of Rosa rugosa (rugosa rose), 1292 nucleotides long. RefSeq names its product rac-like GTP-binding protein 5. NCBI's taxonomy places the organism in Eukaryota, Viridiplantae, Streptophyta, Magnoliopsida, Rosales, Rosaceae. The record is from RefSeq and is a predicted model, not a curated record. Gene Ontology annotation, cellular component: plasma membrane; cell projection; cytoplasmic vesicle. Gene Ontology annotation, biological process: establishment or maintenance of cell polarity; small GTPase-mediated signal transduction; regulation of actin cytoskeleton organization. The transcript is spliced from 7 exons. Gene Ontology annotation, molecular function: protein kinase binding; GTPase activity; GTP binding. The coding region runs from base 275 to 868 and encodes 197 amino acids.
AACCAAGCAAAUGGUUUUUUGGUUGUCUAAUUGGGUUAGGUCACACCACUUUUCAACCACAAUUUGACUCUUGACUCUCUCUGAGCUCCUCUUCUCCAUUUUUCUCUCCUUCAACUUCUUCUCCCACUCUACCAGUUAGGGUCUUUCUCUGCAAUUAGGGUUUCUGCUUCUUCACCAAAGAUGCUGUCUUGGUGAUUUAUGAAGUAGAAGCACUAAGCAGGAAGAGAACCAUUUGAGCUGGGCUAAGAUCUGCUACUUAAGUAGAAAAAAAAAAAUGAGCGCCUCCAGGUUCAUAAAGUGCGUGACGGUCGGCGACGGCGCCGUCGGAAAAACCUGUAUGCUGAUUUCCUACACCAGCAACACCUUCCCUACGGACUAUGUGCCCACUGUGUUCGACAAUUUCAGCGCUAAUGUUGUGGUGGAUGGAAGCACAGUCAACCUUGCACUGUGGGACACUGCAGGGCAGGAGGAUUACAAUAGAUUACGACCCCUGAGCUAUCGAGGUGCCGAUGUGUUCAUACUUGCUUUCUCUCUGAUUAGCAAAGCCAGCUAUGAAAAUGUAGCGAAAAAGUGGAUUCCUGAGCUGCGGCAUUAUGCACCUGGUGUUCCAAUUAUCCUUGCUGGAACAAAGCUCGAUCUUCGUGAUGAUGAACAAUUCUUUAUGGACCAUGCUGGUGCUGUUCCCAUCUCCAGUGCUCAGGGAGAGGAAAUGAAGAAACUGAUUGGAGCUCCUUCAUAUAUUGAAUGUAGCUCAAAAACACAGCAGAAUGUGAAGGCUGUUUUUGACGCAGCCAUUAAGGUGGUGCUCCAGCCACCAAAGCAAAAGAAGAAAAAGAGAAGGGUACAUAAGGCUUGCUCCAUAUUGUGAUUUCAAGAGACAUUUAUUGGCCAGAUGACCUCUCUCCAUGUUCAGUAACUCCUUUGUACUUAGUUCCUCAAGGAAGCAAUCAUGUAUAGUAGCAACUGACAUUCUAGGGUUUCAGGUGAAAGCAUUAGAUUGUUUGCUUCAGACUGGUUUCAAGGAAGCAUUAGCUGAUUAGCAUACUCAACACACGUGCAAGUUUGCAACUUAUGUAUUAACCGGAUGUGAUGAAGAUCCUAUUGUGAAAGAAGUGCUUCCUGGAGUGAAUAUUGUUGUAUUUGUAAUUGGCACUCCUAGGUUUUGGUGUUUGUUAGUUUGCAAGUGUGGCCGAUACAUUCAUCAUUGGUCAUCAACUUGGUGUUAAUUUGAAUUCUGCAUUGUAUGAUUCAUUUGGGAUUUGAGUAUCAAGCUAAACAUGGUUCUUACUGUA